This is a messenger RNA of Pipistrellus nathusii (Nathusius's pipistrelle), 303 nucleotides long. The record is from the annotation of a GenBank genome assembly. Lineage: Eukaryota; Metazoa; Chordata; Mammalia; Chiroptera; Vespertilionidae.
AUGGCCCAUGGACAUGAGCAUGGGCAUGGGCAUGGGCAUGGUAAAUUGGUCCUUCCGGAUUACAGGAAAUGGAAGAUAGAAGGGACACCCUUAGAAACUGUGCAGGAGAAGCUGGCCGCACGGGGGCUCAAGGAUCCUUGGGGCCGCAAUGAAGCUUGGAGAUACAUGGGUGGCUUUGCAGACAACGUCACCUUUGCUGGUGCAAUGCUAAAAGGAUUCAAAUGGGGGUUUGCUGCAUUUGUGGUAGCUGUAGGGGUUGAAUAUUUCCUGGAGUCCCAGAAUAAAGAUAAGAAGCACCACUGA